This is a messenger RNA of Lachancea lanzarotensis, 855 nucleotides long. It is a transcript of the gene HTD2, whose product is annotated as LALA0S05e01772g1_1. Gene Ontology annotation, molecular function: (3R)-hydroxyacyl-[acyl-carrier-protein] dehydratase activity. The transcript has a single exon. Bases 1 to 855 code for a protein of 284 amino acids. Lineage: Eukaryota; Fungi; Ascomycota; Saccharomycetes; Saccharomycetales; Saccharomycetaceae. The record is from RefSeq and is a predicted model, not a curated record. Gene Ontology annotation, cellular component: mitochondrion.
AUGAGCGCCUUGAGUGCCAGUUUUCGGAAUGUAAAGUGGUAUUUGAAAGAUCGUGUUACAACAACGCCAGUCAAAGCAUUCAAUGCUCUCAUUUCUGGACAAUUAGCACCAAAUAAGAAUUUUAGCAUGAAUAAAGAUCAAAUAUCGGAAGGAGAUCAUCUUUUGUUUUUCAACUGUCCGGAAAAUGCAGGUUUAAGUCCUGAUGGAUAUUUUGAAUACCAAACGCCAAGGUCUCUUCUCCGGAAUCAGAAUCUUGUUUACAACAGAAGGAUGUGGGCAUUUGGAAGCAUGGACUUCAAGUCUCCAUUGCAAGAAAAUAGGGAAUACAUUUGUCAGGAGACUGUCCGUUAUUUGAAAGUGCUUAAAAAUGAUGUUUAUGUUGGGAUCAAUCGGGCAGUAAUGGACGCCGAGACUGGUCUUACCGCGGUGGACGAGCAGCGCACUUUAAUAUACACGCAAAGCGCAUUGAGCUCGCUGCAAACCAGCUCACCAGAAGAAGUAAGUGAUUACAGUUCGCUCCCACUGACAUUCGACGAUUGCAGUAUCUUUCGAUACAGUGCGUUGACGUAUAACUCUCAUAGGAUACACUGGGAUAGAUUUUAUUGCCGAAAUGUCGAGGGCUACAAAGACAUUAUUGUUCAAGGUCCCCUCAUGGUUCACAUUAUACUCAAAUAUGCCCGGUUCGGUCUUGGCUUAACAGUUACACGUGUGAAAUACAAGAAUAUGCAUAUCUUGUACCCUGGAACAGCGGUGAGCAUCGGGGUUCGCCACGUAUCGCCCAAACAGCAGGAGAUUGAGUUGAAAGAUUCCACAAAUGGACGGGUUUAUUGUAAGCUUAGUAUGGACGUGAAAUGA